AUGGAAGUUAAAAGGAUAAGCUCCACCAUUAUCAAAAUUCCCAUCUCUCACCCUUCCGACGUGCCACUCACCAUUUUUGACCGCCGCGCCCUCAACAUGCACAUAGCUGUCCUCUAUGCCUUCACACCUCCCACCUCCACCAACGCUGACAUCAUCUCCGGCCUCUCCAAGACUCUAGUCAACUUCCCAACACUCACGGCCAACCUCUCAACCGACUCCCAUGGCCGCCCUUCGCUCUAUAUCGGAUGCCCUGACGGAGGUGUACUCGUUGUUGAAGCCACUGUCUCAUCCAAACUAGAAGAUCACCUGCCUCUCACUCCCUCACCGGACUUCAGACUCCUCCACCCUGAAGUCAAUGACGCAAAGCACUUGCUCCAAGUUCAGCUCAACCGGUUCCAGUGCGGCGGGCUAGUCAUCGGCGUCACCUCCCACCACCGUGUCGCUGACGGCCGGUCGAUGGGCUCUUUCUUUGUAGCAUGGGGAAAGAUGGUACGUGGUCUCCCCAUUGAUCCACUUCUAGUCUAUGAUCAGCCGUGGCUCAAGCCUCGGGAUCCCCCUCUGGUGCAAUUUGAUCACUGGGGGAGUGAAUUCAUCCCUUUAUCUCCUCAACCAAAUGAGUUUAAUAUCACUCCGGUUUAUGUUGAUCCUAGUGAGAUCACCAACUUGUUGUUGCACUUCUCUCCAGAGUUCAUUAUGAAGCUCAAAGCUCAAACCAAUAAAUUAAGUACUGAGAAACACACCACGUUUGAGACACUGACAGGGUAUCUAUGGAGGAAGGUGACGAUAGCACGGCAGUUGGAUGACGAGGAGUGUACCAUGCUGGCUGUGCCAGUAAAUGGCAUGCGUCGGUUACAACCUCCUGUGCCGCCGGAGUUUUUCGGUAACUUGGCUCUGAAUGCAUUUCCGAAAGCAAAGGCAAGAGCAUUGAUCGAAGGAGGGGUGGCGACAGCGGCAGGGAUUGUUCGUGGGGCAGUGAGAAUCAUGGGAGAUGACUAUUUCAGGUCGUUUAUUGACUUUGGUAAGGUUUACGGAGAUGGAGAUCUUGUGCCUUGCCAUGAGAAGCUUGGCAAUGUGCUUUCACCAACUAUGGAGGUUGAUAGUUGGUUACGGCUUGGCUUUGAUGAGGUUGAUUUUGGUGGAGGUGGAAAACUUUGUGGUAUUUCGCUAACAUGGGUGCCUUUUGAAGGAUUGUCAGUCCUUAUCCCUUCUUUCUAUCAGGAUGGUGGUGUGGAUGUUUUUGUUUCCCUGCUUAAAAAGCAUGCAGUGAGAUUUAAGGAGAUAUCUCACUCUUUGGAUUAG
Dioscorea cayenensis subsp. rotundata (Guinea yam) is the source of this 1299-nucleotide messenger RNA. Its product is annotated as agmatine coumaroyltransferase-2-like. The transcript has a single exon. The record is from RefSeq and is a predicted model, not a curated record. Lineage: Eukaryota; Viridiplantae; Streptophyta; Magnoliopsida; Dioscoreales; Dioscoreaceae. Gene Ontology annotation, molecular function: acyltransferase activity, transferring groups other than amino-acyl groups. The coding region runs from base 1 to 1299 and encodes 432 amino acids.